AUGGAUAAAUUGUAUAAUUCAUUGGCUCCAAAAUUAAAAGGGAUAGCAAACUCAUAUAAAAACCUGGCUUCUCAUACUAAAUAGAUUGCUUCUAAUACUAUAGAUAAAUUAAACAAAUAAGCAAUUUCAGGAGACAUUGUGGGAAUUAGUAAUAGAUUAUUUUGGAUGGAAUAUCCAUCAAAUGAUAAAAUAGAAAAAUUAUCGAGUUAUUUAAACACUAAUCAUCAGAAUCAUUACUAUAUAUGGAAUGUUGGAGAAAGAGUGUUUACAACAGAAUGGUUUUGCAAUUAAGUAGAGUGAAAAAGUAAGUAGGUUGCCAAUCAUUCACAUCCAGGAUAUCCAUGUCCACCAUUGAUCGAGUUGUUGAUGAUUUGCAAAAAUAUAAUCUAUUUUCUCAGUAGUGAUAGGAAUAACAUAGCAAUUGUGUGUUGCCAAGAAACAAGAGGAAGAAGUAUUAUGGUGAUAUCUUCUUUAUUGGCUAUUAUGGGAGCUGGUUAUGUAAUAAAUUAAAUAUAUUAUUAAAUCUUAGCCUGGUGAAUGUUUAUUACUUGUCUGUCAAAAAACAAACACAAAAGAUUUUUAGGCAUUAUUUCCAUCAUAACAUCAAUAUAUCACUUAUGUUGGGAAUGUUUUAAAUGGUCUUAAAUUGAAUAGUUUAUGUUUGAGAUUGAUUUCUAUUGUUGUGUCUGGAAUACCAAAAGUUCAGAAUUGCACUAUGUUCAGACCAUAUAUUUAAUUAUUCAAAAAUGAUAAACCUAUUUUUAAUUCAUUGACUGAUGGUGAACUCAAAAACUAUUAAUAAGGAGAUUUAAGUUGUAUAUUUGACCUUAAAGGAAUUGAAGUAAAAUUAUUAUAUACUUAUUUUUAGUUAUCAGAUGAUAUAUUGGUUAGAUGCAAACAUUUUGAAAAUAAUAAAACAAGAGUGGCUUUAUUUAGAGUUAUGUUUAAUUGUUCAUUUAUAUUUGAGAAUGUUCUUAGAGUAUAUGAUAGAGAAUUGGAUAAAAGUCCAUAAAUGAAAACUGAAAAAGAUUUUUUUGUUGAUUUUAUUUUUGAAAGAGGGAAUUAAAAAUCAUUUUAAACUGCAGAAAGACCUUAAACUUUUAGUAAUGAUACAAAAUCUUCUAAUUAAUUAUUAUUAUAAAUUGUUUAGGAAUGUAAAGGAUUAGUUUUUAAAGAAAAGCAUAUAAUUGAUGGUUUAGAAGUAUAUUAAUAAUCAUAAAAAAUAAAAGAAGAAGUAUUUAGUUUAGGUAAUGAAACAGAAAAAAAAGAUUAUGAAGAUUCAGAUGAAAAAUUACCUGAUUAAAAAUAAUCAUAAUAAUAAUCCAAUAUUAAAAUCUAAUAAAAUGAGAUUUAACCAUAAUAAUUAUUUGUAGAGUAAGCAAAAAGCUAAUCUUAAUAAUAAUUAGAAUAGAAAUUAUGUAUUUAAUAAUAAUAAGAGAAAUAAGUUCAAUAGGAAAAAAAAGAAGAGAAAAUAAAUUAAUAAUAAAAGGAGAAUGGAUCAGAUGAAAGUGAGGAUGAUGAUGAAUAGUUUGUUGCAAAGUAUCAAUAAAAGUUUGAACAAAAGAUUGAAUAAUAGAAUAUUUAAACAAAAACAGGAGAUAGCGAUGAAGAUUGUGAUGAUUUCUUAGAUAAUUUAAUUAAAGAAGGAGAUAAACAAGAAUGA
This is a messenger RNA of Paramecium sonneborni, 1663 nucleotides long. Lineage: Eukaryota; Ciliophora; Oligohymenophorea; Peniculida; Parameciidae. The record is from the annotation of a GenBank genome assembly.